Molecule: messenger RNA, 3076 nt
Organism: Physcomitrium patens
Lineage: Eukaryota; Viridiplantae; Streptophyta; Bryopsida; Funariales; Funariaceae
Product: putative alkaline/neutral invertase F
Biological process (GO): sucrose catabolic process
Molecular function (GO): endo-alpha-N-acetylgalactosaminidase activity; sucrose alpha-glucosidase activity
Source: RefSeq, a predicted model, not a curated record
ACAGUUUUUUUUUUUUUUUUUUGUGUGUAGUACGUAGUGAAGCUGUUGUCAGUGCAGUGUUUCAGUCUUGAUUUCCUGUCAUUCGAAGUCGGUUCGUUUUUGCGGCGGUUUGCUUCCGGAGAGGUCAAUAGUUGAACUUUCCAGAUCUGCUCCAAGGCGGUGUCCGACGCUCCAAUUUUUAGGCGUCUUCUCCUGAAGCCGAUCAGUAGUCGAGAUCUCAUCGGCGUUUUCUUAUCUUCUAUCUACUUCCUGAUUGCCUGCCGUUGGCUAUAUUGGUAAAGGCAUGAUUUAUUGUACAGAUCGAGGCCAUUUUCUUCAUUGAAUGCUCUUUGCUACCGCCUGCGCUCUCCUUUUCGAUUCUGCCCUUGGAACCAGAGCUUUGCACUUGCCGUCUUAUUCCACCAGGACGCAGCAAAUUGUUGGUUUCUUCAUGUGCGUGAAGUGAUAACAUCACUGCCCAGGGUGGACGACGGCACUCGGCGGUUUUGACUUUCUCAAAACUUGUGUGCAUUGAGAGAAGCUUGUGAUCUUGGAUGCGAGCCAGAAGUUUAGAGGAAACUACUUAAAGGUGUCUAGCUGAAGAACAUAUAAUAUUGCGGAUUAAAGUCUGCAAGAAAGGAAGAGACAACACAUUUAUUUGGUGUGGUAAGCCUCACCUUUCAAACCCUUCGUCCACACUAAGGCACUUAAAAGGUAAUCUGUUCUAUCGACUACAUUGCAAAGACUUGAAGAUCUCUUAUCUCUAACCGAGGUUAAGAAGGAAUAUAUUGCCUUUCGGCAUGAAUAGCCCUCAAAGACCCCUCACUUUGGAGACUUCCUGGGAGUCACUCAGGAGAACCAUUGACUCCAACCCUGUUGACAACGGCAGCAUUGAUUUUGAGAGACCAAUGGAAGUCAGACCGCGCCAAAUUGAGAACCAUCAUUCUCUUGAUGAGAGAUCUCUCAACGACAUCAUUUCGUCGGGGCUAUCUUCGCCACGCCCCCCUCGGCAGCUGGAGACGGUUAAAAGCUCCGAGUGCUUGGAAGCGCUGCUUUCUCCCAGCAUUCGAUCGUCAGCUGGUACUCCUCGGGAGUAUCAUGCCUUCGAACCUCAUCCAAUGAUUGCGGACGCAUGGGAAACACUGAGGAAAUCAAUGGUAUUCUUCCGGUCCAAGCCAGUGGGGACUAUUGCGGCUUUAGAUCCGACGGAAGAUUCUUUGAAUUAUAAUCAGGUUUUCGUGAGGGAUUUUGUUCCCAGUGCUUUGGCAUUCUUGAUGAACGGCGAGCCGGAGAUAGUAAAGAACUUUUUAUUGAAGACUCUGCGCCUUCAAUCGAUCGAGAAGCGAAUCGAUUGUUUCACGUUGGGUGAGGGGGUAAUGCCCGCAAGUUUCAAGGUCCUCCACGAUCCUGCUCGCAAAACAGAUACGAUGAUCGCUGAUUUUGGCGAGAGUGCAAUUGGGAGGGUUGCUCCAGUCGAUUCAGGAUUCUGGUGGAUCAUAUUGCUUCGUGCUUAUACCAAGUCAACUGGAGAUCAUUCUUUAGCAGACAUGCCCGACUGUCAAAGAGGAAUGAGACUAAUUUUGACCUUGUGUCUCGCGGAUGGAUUCGAUACUUUCCCAACUCUUCUAUGCGCAGACGGCUGCUGCAUGGUGGAUCGUCGGAUGGGCAUUUAUGGUUAUCCAAUAGAAAUUCAGAGCUUGUUUUUAAUGGCUCUGCGCUCUGCAAAGAGUCUUAUUAAGGCUGAAGGCGAAGGGAAGGAAUUUCUAGAGAGAAUUGACAAGCGACUUCACGCCCUCAGCUUUCAUAUGAGGGAGUAUUUUUGGCUGGACCACCAACAGCUUAAUAAUAUCUACCGGUUUAAGACAGAAGAGUACUCUCACACAGCGGUUAACAAGUUCAACGUUAUUCCAGAUUCUAUUCCAGACUGGAUUUUUGAUUUUCUGCCUUUGAAGGGUGGUUUCUUCAUUGGCAAUGUUAGUCCUGCUCGCAUGGACUUUCGUUGGUUUGCUAUCGGUAACUUUAUGGCUAUUCUGGCAUCUCUUGCAACUUCUGAACAGGCAGCUGCCAUUAUGGAUUUACUCGAAGCUCGCUGGCCUGAGCUUGUGGGUGACAUGCCACUUAAGGUUUCGUACCCUGCAAUGGAGGGACAUGAAUGGCGCGUUGUUACCGGGUGUGACCCAAAGAAUACUAGAUGGAGCUAUCAUAAUGCCGGAUCUUGGCCAGUUAUUCUUUGGAUGUUGACUGCCGCAUGUAUCAAGACGGGUAGGCCGCAAAUUGCGAGACGGGCUAUUGAGCAGGUGGAGACUAGGUUAGCUAAGGAUGGGUGGCCAGAAUAUUAUGAUGGAAAGCUGGGUCGGUAUGUUGGAAAACAGGCACGUAAAUUUCAAACCUGGUCCAUUGCUGGUUAUCUUGUUGCGAAAAUGAUGCUGGAGGAUCCUUCUCAUUUAGGAAUGAUAGGACUCGAAGAAGAUAAGAAGAUGAAGCCGUCACUCACUAGAUCUGCAUCAUGGACAGCUUAAAGAUGUGAAGCUAUGCAGCUUGUCUACCUGUGGGAAGAGAAUGGAAAUAAUUGUACUAUAGUUCAUUCAUGGACCUAGUCAUCUUGGAAGAAGUUGAGAAGGAUACAGGGGAACAGGAAGAUAUAUUCGAUCUUUAUAAUGGGGUGACAAAAGGGGCGGAAGAACGUAGGAAUGCGUUCGGUUAUCCUGACUAGCAUGGGAGUGUGCAGCUGUUUCGUGUGAUACCCCUUAUAGUCAUGGUAAUUGAGCUUUCGUGACGUCGCAGAAUGCUGGCUCAACACUGUCUCAAUCCUGCGAAAAGAUGACUAGAAGGUGGAAGAGGUGUGUACAAUGUUUACGGACUGUUUAUCGGAUGGCUAAAGCCAACUUAGGAUACAGGAGUAGAGUCAUGAUACAUGGAGCUGUAAUAGGGCUCUUAUUGUCUCUAGUUACAAGCUUGCCCUCCUAGGGCUCAUUCAAAAUUUUCCUCUCAUCGGGCAUUUUCGUUUUUGUUAGUGUUGGUGCAUCUAUUUAAUGCUGGCAUUGCAUCUAAUCGAGUUUACCACGUUCUCUCUUUUAAUACCAACGUUUGUUCGUCA